Messenger RNA from Tremella mesenterica DSM 1558, 878 nucleotides. Its product is annotated as thiol-specific antioxidant protein 3. The transcript is spliced from 9 exons. Gene Ontology annotation, molecular function: peroxiredoxin activity. Bases 81 to 776 code for a protein of 231 amino acids. Gene Ontology annotation, biological process: cell redox homeostasis; cellular oxidant detoxification. NCBI's taxonomy places the organism in Eukaryota, Fungi, Basidiomycota, Tremellomycetes, Tremellales, Tremellaceae. Gene Ontology annotation, cellular component: mitochondrion; cytosol. The record is from RefSeq and is a predicted model, not a curated record.
CUUCCAACUAUCUCCUCUUCACUCUCUAUUUCAUACACUCAUACACUUUCCCACACAAAACAAUAGAAAUACUUCACAAAAUGAGUCUCAGACUUGGUGAUGUUGCUCCCGACUUCGAGGCAGAAACGACGGCCGGUAAGAUCAAGUUCCAUGACUGGCUCGGCGACUCUUGGGCUAUUCUUUUCUCUCACCCGGACGACUAUACUCCCGUGUGCACUACCGAGCUCUCGGCUGUCGCUCUUUCUUACGCCGACUUCCAAUCCAGGGGAGUGAAGCUCAUCGGUCUCUCCGUCAACGAUGUCAACUCCCACGAAGGCUGGAAGAAAGACAUUGAACACCUCGUCCCUGACGGCCCUUCUGUGGAAUUCCCAAUCAUCGCCGACAAGGAUCGUAAGGUGUCGGAGCUUUAUGGCAUGCUCGAUCAUCUCGAUGCUACCAACGUGGAUGCAAAGGGUUUACCCUUCACAGUGAGGACGGUGUUCAUCAUCGAUCCCAGCAAGAAAAUCCGUUUGUUCCUCGCCUACCCCGCCUCGACCGGACGAUCGUUUCCUGAGAUCCUUCGUGUGAUAGAUUCACUUCAGCUCGGAGACAAAUACAAGAUCACCACUCCUGCCAAUUGGAACAUCGAGGUGAACGGCAAAAAGGAAGAGCGUGUCAUUGUGCACCCCAGUGUGCAAGGGGAAAAUGUCAAGAAACUCUUCGGAGACAACGUCGAGAUUAUCUAUCCUUACCUUCGUUUCACUCCUAACCCGGAGAAGACUAAGGCCAGUGCGUGAAUCACGGUGGGCAAGUGUGCAGAUCAAGUGAUCCAAGGUGUCAUAUGAGGAAUUAAAUGUCACAUCUGGUCUUUAUCCUUGGCGGGUUGCAUCUCGAUAAUG